CCUUAUCGCCCGGAAAUGCGUGGGAACGUCUUAGUAGUACAUGAAUUGUUGAGCCACACUUCAAAGUUCAUAAAGCAGACAGUCCGUCAGUCACCACCAUAGGAAUUAAGUGGCUCCCGCAAACUCUGCAUUCCAAAUGGCUUUCACAAUUAACUUCGGAUUUUACUGCGUUCUGUUCUUUGUGUUCAUCCAAGGAUAUUACGCACGGGGCCAUGGCGAGCACAGACAACCCCACCUGUCCUUCCACCACGUCUGCGCCAUGAAGAUGGACGAGGGACCCUGCAAGGCCGCGCUCGAGAAGUUCUACUUCAACAUCGACACCGGCUACUGCGAGAGUUUUGUGUACGGAGGUUGCCAAGGCAACGAGAACAACUUCGACACCUUGGAGGAGUGUGAGGAAAUGUGCAUGAUGACCGAGGAGAAGAACCCGUGCCAUUUGCCAGACAACCCGGGGCCCUGCCGAGGUCUGGUGCCCCGCUACUUCUUCGACCGGCGGAGUCAGAAGUGCACGCGCUUCUUCUACGGAGGCUGCUACGGAAACGCCAACAACUUCAGGACGCUCAAAGAGUGCCAAGCUAAAUGCCAGCCAGAGCCAGUCGUCGUUGCGCCCAACAGGGAAGAUCCGAAACCCACUAAACACGUCCAGCAGCCUCCUGCCCCAUCCAAUGUUGUCACGGAACCUCCUUUGGAUGUUCGCGCUCACGCACCAGCAGGCGACUUGGAGGAGGCCGCCGUGGAUGAGGCGAAGGAAGCUGAUUCCUCUGAUAGUGUUGCUGCCCAAGGGCCCAAUUUGGAUCAAGUAGAACUGGUCACAGCGGCACCAGAGACCCCCACACACUCCCAGCAGCAGGUGCUGCUAGAUUCUGAAGAGAUCCCUCCAUCCUGUCUGAGUCCCGUUGACCGCGGCACCUGUGAGGGCUCCGAGAGGAGGUACGUCUACAACCCGAAGAAGAAGAGAUGCCAGCUCUUCCGCUACAGCGGCUGCGGAGGGAACAAGAACAACUUCAUACACAAACGCCACUGCAUGAAGAUGUGCAUGAAAGGUCAUGGUCACGUAAAGCUCAUUCGGAUCAAGAAAAAGAACUCCCAUCUCUUAAAUCCUGCAGAUUGAGCCAGAGGGCUGGCGACACAUGACACAAGACAGCACUACCUUUUAAUCUAGAUAACUAUUUAUGUCAGUACAUCCGGGGUCUUUUUUUUAUCCAUUUUCAUUCGGAGUCUCCUAGUCUUGCUUUGUAGCCUCAUUUAGGCAAUGUAAGAAUGAUAUAUAUAUAUAUAUAAAUUGUAUAUUCUUUUUACUCUUUGUACUUUGUAUAACACGUAUUGUUUUUUAUGGCACAUAUUAUGCACUUGACUGUAAUUUGAUACAUUUUUAUUACAUUAAAUUUUUUUCCC
Molecule: messenger RNA, 1395 nt
Organism: Engraulis encrasicolus (European anchovy)
Lineage: Eukaryota; Metazoa; Chordata; Actinopteri; Clupeiformes; Engraulidae
Gene: tfpia
Product: tissue factor pathway inhibitor a
Exons: 9
Coding region: 137-1111 (324 amino acids)
Biological process (GO): negative regulation of peptidase activity
Cellular component (GO): extracellular region
Molecular function (GO): serine-type endopeptidase inhibitor activity
Source: RefSeq, a predicted model, not a curated record